Drosophila mauritiana is the source of this 2176-nucleotide messenger RNA. RefSeq lists its product as uncharacterized. Lineage: Eukaryota; Metazoa; Arthropoda; Insecta; Diptera; Drosophilidae. The coding region runs from base 637 to 1878 and encodes 413 amino acids. The transcript is spliced from 6 exons. The record is from RefSeq and is a predicted model, not a curated record.
GCAAUCUGCUGCACUUUUGCAGCUUCCACUGGGCCCGUCUGUCAUCCGUCAUCUGGCCAGCGAGAUCUGGGGAUUGGAGUGAGAGGCCUCGUGUUCACUUCCAAUUACACUCAAUUACCGAAGUCCGUGUCCCAGCAACUCUGAUCUCAAUUGCUGAAUGGCUGGGAGUUAUUUUUGGACCACCCCAUCCCUCCCAGGGAAUGGGUCAGGUGAAUCACUGCUCCAACUAUGGGCAGACCAUUUGCCAGAGCAGCUCGGAUCCUCCGGGCAAAGUGCAUGCGGCAUAUAGUUUAUAGUAAGUAGUCCGUGGCGUGUGGGAUAGUCCCAAUUCUGAUUGCUGAGCACGCGGCCAAUCAGUCAGCGGGCCAUCAAUCAACUGAUCGCGUACUUAACGCCUGUGCGCCGCUUGAUUAAUUUAAUCAUGUGUGAUUUGCGACUGUUUGGUUUACUUGGCGAGCGCAAACAGCAUAUAAAUAAAUAUCGGAGUCUAUAGUGAAUGAAUAGUGGAUAAUGCCGCUGGAAAUUCGAUAGCCAGAUAUUGCUUAUUUGUCUAGUGGUUGUACAUGCUGGGGAAAAGUCAACAAACGAAAUCGAGAAGCUGUUUCCAUUAUAAUAACAACAAACCAUUGAACCAAAAUGUGGGAGCAGCUAGCGAGAUAUCGCAAUCACUUUCUGCAACACGAAAUCAAGGAUGUGAUGAAGCCGACCUCCAUCAACAGCUUACAGACUACGGAGUGGAUGCACAAUAUGGAGAAACGGAAUAUUUGCAGGUGCAUUCCGUACUGCUGCAAUUCGACCUCGACGCACCUGGCGGAUCGUGCUGACCUGGCCUACGGCUGGUUUGCACUGCCCAAAUUGCUCAAAGAACUGGAUAGUGAUGUCAGGCUGACCCAUUGGAAGGCAGUCGUUUCGUUGUCGGAAUUCGUUCUAAAUCCACUGAAUGCCCAGAGAGCUAUCAUUGAAAUGGACCUUGUUAGAAAGUUGAAAAAUGCCUUUAUGCGAAUGAGAUUGAAGCAGCACAAGGAGGAGCACAGGGAAGUGGAGAUGUAUCUAAGGAUUUAUAAUAUACUCUCACGCAAUUUGGAUGGAGCCGAAAAUAUAGCCAACCGCAAGUGCUUAAGGGUGGAGUUCUAUAAAAUCAUUAAGAACCAAGAGCCUAUUAAGGAUGAUUUGGCUUCAGAGAUAUUGCGAAAUUUGACGUGCAAGCCCAAAGUUCUGGGUAUAUUCCUGGAGGAUCCAGAAAACUUUUCCGCCUUGGCCGAGAUCUUCAGGCAGGAUCCAUGCCGUCCGCACUAUCCUUCGCAUUUGUGGCACCAUCUGUGCGACAUGCUGGAAGUGGCGCCCGAUCGGGGCAUCGAGCUGGGCUUCUUUGAGCUGCUGCACUCGAGGAUCCUAAACCGCUUGUCCAACUUCUGGGACAUGAGCACCAAGGCAUUUGCGCUGCUCCUCUGCUGUGCUGAAGGUCAGCGGCGUUUCGAUGCCGUGGAUGGUGUUAAGUUGCUUUUCGACGUCUUUGCCCAGCCCGAUGAGAAUCCGCGGAUGUUGCUGCCCCGCCAGAAGGUGGAAAACUGGGAAUAUACGGCUUUGGCACUGCUCAAUGGCCUCCAUAGCAAGCGUGCCUUGUGGCGCAGCAGGGAGUUCACCCAACUGCCGUGUUAUGUGGGUCGUCUCAUGGUUUCCACGACUGAUAAUCCCCGCCUGCAACUUUAUUGCCUUAAAGUGUUUCGUGAGAUGGGUGUUAUGCCCUGCAUUAAGCGCUACAUCAUUGGGAACUGGCUGCAGGACAUCUGCAAGUUGUUCUGCCUGGAUGCUGAUGCGGAAUGCGCCCGGAAUGCUCUGGUCGAUUGGCUGCGUCGGGAUAUUGCCGAUAGUAGUUAAAUCUCCCGGUUGUAGUUACAUUCAUUUGAACCUGAUUGUUUGUUACAUGGAAAACAUCGCUUUUCCCCACUUUCAACCGCUCAGAUAAAUCCAAACCGUUUCAAAAGCACCCCUGCUGAUGUCCCAAAGAGAAACCGGUUAACAGAGGGGCAAAAAUGGUAAAGAGAGGGAGAGUGAGAGAGAGAGAGAGAGAGCUUUGCCGUUUAGCAAAACAUUGUAAAUUGUAGUAAAUAUUUAGCAACUCUCGAAUUUCGUUUGAUGUUUAUAAAUCUCUUAAAAAUAAAUGCAUCCUGUUCUU